GUGAGGGGGUGGGGCGGUGUGUGAGGGGGUGAGGUGGCAGGUUCUCGGCUUCCGGACAUAAUUGGCUGUUGCACAAACCAACACGGAAGUGGCCGGAAGGACAGAGCAGCGGCACAGCUCAGACCCUCAGACUUCAGCUAAAAGCUUUUUUUAAAACAAAAGCUUAGCCAUGCAGAGCACAGCAAAUUACCUGUGGCUCAUAGCUGAUAUUCUUGGGCAAGGAGCCACUGCAAAUGUAUAUCGUGGUCGGCACAAGAAAACAGGUGAUCUAUUUGCUGUCAAAGUGUUUAACAACAUCAGCUUCCUGCGUCCAAUCGAAGUCCAGAUGAGAGAGUUUGAAGUUCUUCGAAAACUAAAUCACAAUAAUAUUGUCAAAUUGUUUGCAGUGGAGGAAGAGACUACCACCAGAAAUAAAGUGCUUGUCAUGGAAUUUUGUUCGUGCGGAAGCCUAUACACGGUUUUAGAAGAGUCAGGGAAUGCUUUCGGCUUACCAGAAUCGGAAUUCCUGAUAGUGCUGCGUGAUGUGGUGGCUGGCAUGAACCACCUAAGAGAAAAUGGAAUAGUCCACCGAGAUAUCAAACCGGGGAAUAUCAUGCGUGUGAUUGGUGAAGAUGGACAGUCUGUCUACAAACUCACUGAUUUUGGAGCAGCCAGAGAAUUGGAGGAUGAUGAACAGUUUGUGUCACUUUACGGAACUGAGGAAUAUUUACAUCCAGACAUGUAUGAACGAGCAGUGUUGAGAAAGCCUCAGCAGAAAAUGUACGGUGCAAUUGUUGAUCUGUGGAGUAUUGGAGUCACCUUUUACCAUGCAGCUACAGGCAAUCUUCCAUUCAGACCAUUUGAAGGACCACGCAGGAAUAAAGAAGUAAUGUACAAGAUAAUUACAGAGAAACCUCCUGGAGCAAUAUCUGGGGCUCAGAAAUCAGAAAAUGGGUCAAUAGUUUGGAGUGACAAAUUGCCAAUCUCUUGCAGUCUUUCUACGGGCCUGCGUUCCAUGUUGAUUCCCGUUCUGGCGAAUAUACUUGAGGUUGAUCAGGACAAGUGCUGGGGAUUUGAUCAGUUUUUUGUGGAAACGAAUGACAUCUUGCACAGAGUAGUCAUACAUGUCUUCUCGCUGCAGCAAGUCACCCUUCACAAGAUUUACAUUCAAACAUACAAUACAGCCAAUGUAUUUUAUGACUUGCUCUAUAAACAGACAAAUGUUCCGCCCCAGAAUCAAGAGCUAAUCUUUGAAGGCCGACCGCUUGAUCUCGAACCCAAUGUACAAGCACAGAAUUUCCCUAAAACUUCUGAAGAGAAUCCUCUGAUACUCGUGAGCAGUGAAGCAGUGAAUACACUGGGCCUGAUCUUUGAGGAACCUACAGCUCCAAAAGUAAAUCCACGGUAUGAUUUAGAUCUUGAUGCUUCGUGUGCAAAGACCAUUACAGGCGUUGUUUGUCAAGCUCAGAAAAUAUCGGCCUCCCUCUUGCAUUAUCAAGAGUUGGUGCGGAAGGGUGUUCGAUGGUGGAUACGAAUCAUCAUGGAAAAUUACCAUGAAACAUUGCACAAAAAGAAUGAAGUGAUUCUGAAGCUGAAUUUCUGCAUCAGCAAUGUUGAGCGGACAAGAAAUCUGUACGACAGUUUGCUGCAGACGAACAUUUUGCCGUCAGAAUUGGAGGAAAUUCCAGAAAUUCACAGCAAAAUUCAUCGUUUGGCUGGUUCUUUGGAUUCCAUAAAUCACAACCUUAAGGAUAUAGAAACCAAAUUACUCCCUGGUAGUUCAUUAUCCGAUCACUGGGCAUAUGAAGGAGGAACUCAUCCAGAGGACAAAAAUAUUGAAAAACUUCGGGUACUCCUGGACUUGAUAACUGACAUCUAUCAUCAGUUCAAAAAGGAUAAGACAAUACACAAGUUGCACUACAAUGAGGAACAGAUCCACAAAUUUGAUAAACAGAAAAUGUGCAAUCACUUUUCAAAGGCUCUGUCCUUGUUCAAAGAUGAAUGUGUUGUGAAGUAUCAGUCAUUCCUUAAAAAGGCACAGGAGUGGAUGAGGAAGAUGCAUCUGCUGCGAAAACAAAUGCUUGGUGUCACCAACCAGUUUGUCAACAUCGAACAAGAAGUCUUCACGUACCAAGAGCACAUCAAGAAGCUCCAAAUUCUGCUGCCCCAUAAAGCUCUUCUGGGAACAUGCAGUGACCUGAAACCUCCGAUGUCCCCUGGCUACCCAAGUCAGAAUACUUUGAUGGAGAUGACCAAUGGAAUGAGGAAAUUGAAGGCAGAAAUGGAAGCGGUUGCUAAGGAGCUCGCUGAAAAUAAUCACAUUCUGGAAAGAUUUGGAGCUUUGACCAUGGAUGGAGGAAUUCGAAAUGCUGAUCAUCUCUAAAAGGACAGCGUAACCAAGUGUGGUUUGUCAAUAACCUAUUUACUAGUCUCCAGUUAGUUGUCCAGUUCAUCAAGCGUUUCAUCUUUUCAUUCUGUACAGAAGUAAUUAGAUGUAUGGGGAAGAAAGACUGUAAAUCUCAGGAUAUUUUCUAUUUCCCAUUGUUUCUUUUCCUUAUGUUGUAAUAAUAUAAACUACUUUUUGUAUGAAUGUAUUUUUAACCCUUUUUUUCUCCUUCACCGUGUCAGUUGAACAGUCAACCUGUUACGUUACUGCUGUUUGAAUUGUACUUUUAUGCAAGACGUAUGGCCUCAAGUCCAUGUAUUUACAGUGCAUUGAAUAUAGUUGAGGGUAUUUUUAAGAUCUUUUGGUCUGCAUGCAGCUUUCAAACUUUAACCGAGUGUCACAUUCCUUUUAGAUAUUCACAGAAAGUAAUUUUAAGUACUGUAUGAACAAAAACCUUUAGAUUAAGUGUUUCAGUGUACAAUAAGAACUCACUGUAACUCUAAGGAAUGUGAAAACUAUCUUGUCUCUGUUUCCACUGUAUUGUGUGUGUGUGUGUGUGCGUAUGUUUGUGUAUAUAUAUAAUAUUAUAUAUAGUUGUAUAUAUUUGUAUGCAUAAAUUAACUUUACAGUCAUUUAUUGAAUAGAAUAUCAGUGCACAUGAGAACUGUACAGAUUUUAUCGUAAAGAUGCAUCUAAAUCAAAGCAUAGAGAUUCAAGAGUAGCUGUUUUACUGUUGAAUCGCUGAUUAUAUAACCCACUUUUCAAAAAUGGUAUUAAUUCCCUUCUCUGAAAUCUCUGAAUUGUGAGCUGAAAGAUCUAUAAUACAGUGUUGGGAUUGUAUUCUUUAAUACUCUCAAAAUUAUAUUUUGGGGGGAAAAAUAUAAUCAAGAGUACGUAUAGCAAUGUUAAUUCUAAUCUGCACCGUAGGCCAUUUUACGGGUUACGGAACAAAAAACUGUGGAAAUUCAUAAGAAAGAAAUGUAUUUGUUCUUAAUAGCUCUUUGGACUCCCUGGUAUGAUGAGGUCCCAGUGUUCAGCGAACAUAAGCUUUCAAUAAAGUAAUGCAAUAACUAUUUGAUAAUCUUUCGAACAAUUUCUUUCAACUGAUUUAGAGAAUAAUCUUAACAAAAAAAAUGAAUGUUUAGUACAUUCCUUUACCAAAAUCAAAGUGAGUGAUUUACUUCAUUAGGAAAACCCACGAUAAAAUAGAUUCAAAUAUGUGCAUCUUCACUCUUGUGGUUUCCAUGUACUGUAUUGCUCGAUUAUUUUUGAAGUGAAAAUGCAAACAUUACAAUCAUUGUGAAACAGAAUUCACCCAAGUGUUGCUUUGUUCACUCACGGAUAGGGAACAUGAGCUGUGUUUUGACAAUCAUAAGACAGGUUGGUUUUACCUGACUGAUGAUGUGCUGUUGCAAUAGUAAUCCUGCUCAGUGCAACUCAUAGCCAGGUUGAAGCAAUGCAUCAACUCACUCCACAAGCGUUGAGUUGAGUGAAGGAAUCUAAAUAAAAUUGAAGCAUUUCUUAUGACAAUAGGGAAAGACACUUGGGUAAACUACUUUCUGAAUGCUUUACUAUCUACAUAAUUUCUUUUAGUCCUUCACUGAGCAAUUGGGAAAUGAUCCGUUCAUAAUGACUUCAAUAAAAGAUAGUUUUGAUCUUAUGACUA
This is a messenger RNA of Callorhinchus milii (elephant shark), 4031 nucleotides long. RefSeq names its product TANK-binding kinase 1 (gene tbk1). The coding region runs from base 170 to 2362 and encodes 730 amino acids. Gene Ontology annotation, cellular component: cytoplasm. The record is from RefSeq and is a predicted model, not a curated record. The transcript has 21 exons. Lineage: Eukaryota; Metazoa; Chordata; Chondrichthyes; Chimaeriformes; Callorhinchidae. Gene Ontology annotation, molecular function: ATP binding; protein serine/threonine kinase activity; protein binding. Gene Ontology annotation, biological process: peptidyl-serine phosphorylation.